Molecule: messenger RNA, 2448 nt
Organism: Populus trichocarpa (black cottonwood)
Lineage: Eukaryota; Viridiplantae; Streptophyta; Magnoliopsida; Malpighiales; Salicaceae
Product: SNARE-interacting protein KEULE
Exons: 22
Coding region: 308-2308 (666 amino acids)
Biological process (GO): vesicle-mediated transport; intracellular protein transport
Cellular component (GO): plasma membrane; secretory granule
Molecular function (GO): syntaxin binding
Source: RefSeq, a predicted model, not a curated record
UUGAACCGGCAAUGGUCAACACGCUAGCCACCACAAUCCAACCUUUAUAAAUUUCAAAAACUCAUUUUUUUUUCAAUUAAUAAAAAAAACUUCUAAAUUAGUCAAUUUUUCAUCCUCUCUCUCUCUCUCUCUCUCUAGCCCCCAUUUUGCCUCCUUUUGAUCUCCCUCCCUCUACCGUUUCUCUCUCCCUCCCUACUUCGAUCACUAGAAAACGAUCUCUGCAACUAUCGUUUUUGGAUCCGCCGAUCAAGCAAAGACUAGGAAAGAGAGAGAAUCGGAGGCUUUGGAGUUUUGAUUAAUCGUCGACAUGUCGUUCUCGGAUUCUGAUUCGUCGUCUGCUUACGGUGGCGACUACAGGAAUUUUAGACAAAUUAGCCGUGAACGUUUAUUGCAUGAAAUGCUUCGAUCAGCCAAAACAGGGAACUCAAAAUCAACUUGGAAGGUUCUCAUCAUGGACAGACUUACUGUGAAGAUCAUGUCAUACUCAUGCAAGAUGGCUGAUAUCACACAGGAAGGAGUUUCAUUGGUAGAAGACAUAUACAGAAGAAGGCAGCCGUUGCCCUCCAUGGAUGCUAUAUACUUCAUCCAACCAACAAAAGAGAAUGUUAUCAUGUUCUUGUCAGACAUGGCUGGGAAAUCGCCUUUGUACAAAAAGGCAUUUGUUUUCUUCAGUUCCCCUAUAUCAAGAGAACUGGUUUCUCAUAUCAAGAAAGAUUCAAGUGUAUUAACUCGCAUAGGUGCAUUGAGAGAGAUGAAUUUGGAGUAUUUUGCUAUAGAUAGCCAGGGUUUUAUUACUGACAAUGAAAGGGCUUUAGAAGAACUUUUUGGGGAUGAUGAGGAUAGUCACAAAGGUGAUGCGUGUUUGAAUGUGAUGGCUUCUCGCAUCGCUACAGUUUUUGCUUCACUACGGGAAUUUCCUUUUGUGAGAUUUCGUGCUGCCAGGUCCCUUGAUGUAACAACAAUGACAACUUCCCGUGAUCUAAUUCCUACAAAGCUUGCUGCUAGAAUUUGGGAUUCUCUAACACAAUAUAAGCAAAAGAUUGAAAACUUUCCCCAGACAGAAACCUGUGAACUGCUCAUCCUGGAUAGAUCUAUAGAUCAGAUUGCUCCUGUCAUACAUGAGUGGACAUAUGAUGCCAUGUGCCAUGAUCUGUUGAAUAUGGAGGGAAAUAAAUAUGUGCAUGAGGUUCCUGGCAAAGCAGGUGGUCCACCUGAAAAAAAGGAAGUUCUUUUGGAGGAACAUGAUCCUGUUUGGCUUGAGCUUCGGCAUGCACACAUAGCAUUUGCUAGUGAGCGGUUGCACGAGAAGAUGACCAACUUUGUAUCAAAAAAUAAAGCUGCCAAAAUCCAACAUGGUUCAAGAGAUGGUGGUGAACUUUCUACACGGGACUUGCAACAGAUGGUUCAAGCAUUGCCUCAAUACAGUGAACAGAUUGACAAGCUCUCUCUCCAUGUAGAGAUUGCUGGAAAAAUUAAUAGAAUUAUCAGGGAGUUGGGGCUUCGAGAGCUUGGUCAACUAGAGCAGGACCUGGUUUUUGGAGAUGCAGGAAUGAAAGAUGUUAUUAAAUUUCUGACUACGAAAGAGGAUACAACUCGUGAAAAUAAGUUGCGGUUGUUGAUGAUUCUUGCCGCUGUUUUUCCUGAGAAGCUUGAGGGUGAAAGGGGUCUUAAUAUAAUGAAGCUGGCAAGAUUACCGCAGGAUGACAUGAAUGCUGUGAAUAAUAUGAGAUUGCUUGCGGGGGCAUCAGAUACCAAAAAAAGAUCAACUGGUGCUUUUUCCCUGAAGUUUGAUAUUCAUAAGAAGAAGCGUGCUGCCAGGAAAGACCGCACCGGUGAGGAAGAAACAACAUGGCAGUUGUCCCGCUUUUACCCCAUGAUAGAGGAACUUAUUGAUAAACUUAACAAAGGAGAACUGUCCAAGGAUGAAUAUCCAUGUAUGAAUGACCCAAGCCCAUCUUUCCAUGGGACAUCCCAGUCUACACCAAUGCAUCAUGUUCCCGCACCCCAUUCAAUGAGAUCAAAACGGACACCAACAUGGGCUCGACCACGGAACUCCGAUGAUGGUUAUUCAAGUGAUUCAAUUCUAAGACACGCAUCUAGUGAUUUUAAAAAGAUGGGCCAGCGUAUUUUUGUUUUCAUUGUAGGUGGAGCUACGAGAUCUGAGCUAAGAGUUUGCCACAAGCUCACGAGCAAGUUACAGAGGGAAGUAAUUUUGGGUUCUUCAAGCCUUGAUGAUCCUCCACAAUUUAUGACGAAGCUCAAACUGCUGACAGCAAAUGAACUUUCGCUGGAUGAUCUGCAGAUAUAAAUGUGUCGGGAUUAGAAGGAAAAAUUCUGCCUAAGGCUGUAGCUUGUGUUCUGUAAUACAUGCCGGAGCUGCUGGGAAAUUUAUGAUGUCUAUAAUGCUACCUUACUAAUUAAAACAGGAAAAAAAAAUCAUUUGAAUUA